Messenger RNA from Sinocyclocheilus rhinocerous, 702 nucleotides. RefSeq lists its product as uncharacterized. The transcript has 4 exons. Gene Ontology annotation, biological process: positive regulation of T cell proliferation; immune response; T cell costimulation. The record is from RefSeq and is a predicted model, not a curated record. Gene Ontology annotation, cellular component: external side of plasma membrane. NCBI's taxonomy places the organism in Eukaryota, Metazoa, Chordata, Actinopteri, Cypriniformes, Cyprinidae. The annotation marks the transcript as partial.
UUCACCCCCGGGAAUUUGGUGGGAGCCCAGGACAGAGCCGAGCCUCAUCUCACUUGAUGCAAACAGUGCAUACAGCCAUGAAGAUUUAUUGGAUUCUUGCGCUAUUUCUAACUGGCGUUUCCUCUGUCUAUGUGGUUCUGAAUCACCCAACAUCACUUCCUUGCAGCAGCGGUGAAAACGUCGUGUGGCACAAGACCUUCCCCAUAGAAGCAACAGUUGCUGAAUGCCAAAAGGAGAAAUGCAUCAUAAAAGAACGUUUUAAGGAAAGAUUCACAGUCAUGCAUGAGAAAAACUACUCUCUAUUUCUCAAGUCAGCAAAGUACAAUGACCUGGGGCAAUACGAGUGUAGCUGUGAUGGCUUAAUCAAGCAAGUUAACCUAGAGGUUGUAGUUCCCAUAAACGUGACAGCCGUUGAGUUGGGAAACGUCACUCUCCCGUGUUAUGCGGACACUCAGAGCGAUGUCAGGGAUGGGACAUGGCUACAUAAUGAACAGAACGCUCUGCACUACACAACAAAUAGAGCCACAAACCCAGGCCUGGGCUACGAGGACAGAGUAUCGCUGACGGAGGACGGAUUCAGAGACGGCGAUCUGUCUCUGACCAUCACUGAAGUCCAGCAGACAGACGCGGGAUUAUACCGCUGCUUCGUCCGUGAUGAGACGGCUAAAGGAUACCCACAUGCCUACAUGCUGCAUGUGAUCG